Molecule: messenger RNA, 156 nt
Organism: Lathyrus sativus (Indian pea)
Lineage: Eukaryota; Viridiplantae; Streptophyta; Magnoliopsida; Fabales; Fabaceae
Source: the annotation of a GenBank genome assembly
AUGAUCUAUCGGAAGUGGAGUCUCCUUACAGGUCCGGCGGCUAUCCUCGGCGGCGUAGUAGCAACCGUUGCCGUCGCUAACUUCAUCUUGGUCAAGAAUGAUCCAUUCACUAAACCAGAGGAGAGGAAGUUUGGAAAUCAACCUGCAACCAAGUAG